Messenger RNA from Chiloscyllium plagiosum (whitespotted bambooshark), 8123 nucleotides. RefSeq names its product suppressor of tumorigenicity 14 protein homolog. The record is from RefSeq and is a predicted model, not a curated record. Gene Ontology annotation, molecular function: protein binding; serine-type endopeptidase activity. Lineage: Eukaryota; Metazoa; Chordata; Chondrichthyes; Orectolobiformes; Hemiscylliidae. Gene Ontology annotation, biological process: proteolysis.
AACUGCAAGGAGGAGGAGAAAGAAUUAAAAAGAGAUCGUUUCUACAGUCACACUCGGCGGUGAUUCGCAAAGAAAUGUAACAGAACAAAGUGAAGCGAUUUGUUUUUGUUUUUUUUUGCAUUUAGAAAGAUUGGGUGGAAAAUGAGAGCAGAAACUGCUGAGCGUAUUACUUGUCCCAAUCAAACCUUGCCUCCUGCUGGCUGCAACAACCAGGUAUGUCUUGCUGUUCUAACCACACCAGACAGUACACCAAGCCAACACUUAUCUGCACAGUACCCACAAUUCUGCCAUGAGGUUUUGAAUCCAAAAAUUCCAGAACAUUCAACACAGCUUUACACUCAACCAGAAACUGGCCUUCUGAACAAAUCUAAGAAGAGAUGCGAUCCAACAAGAACUGUUUUGGUCAUACUUUUGCUGUUGGUCAUAUUUGGAGGAGCUGCAGCCGUUUUGUGGUAUUUUGUCUAUGAGAUUCCAAAUGGUAGAGUGUACUUCAGUGGUUCAGUUCAUCUUGUAAAUGCCAAUUUCAGUCCUGCAUUAACAGACAGCAGAUCCCCUGAGUUCAUCCACUUAGCCAAUCAGGUCGAGGAACCAUUGGCUGAAAUAUUUAGAAGAUCACAGUUGGCACAACGCUUUGUCAGUGUCAAUGUCAUCGCCUUUAGUGAAGGAAGUGUUUUAGCUUACUUCAUGAUUACAUUCUCUGUGGGGAGAAAUAGACUUCUGGAGGACAAUAAAGUCCUACAUGCAGUUGAUGUGAUUAAAGUAUUGAAUAACUACAUGAGGAAAACAACUGAAUCAAGCACUACAAUGGAGUUUUUGGAAAAGUUUCAUGUAGACAUUAAUUCUAUUAACAUUUAUGAAACAGAAAGUGAGGAGCAUUCUCUCUUCUCGGAAGAAGCAUGUCCUGUGACUGAUAGAAGAAUCCAGUGGCAUAAAGCGUCAUCAUGUCGUUGGGAGAUGAGAGCGCCUGAAAACCAUUUAUUGCAAAUCACGAUUCGGAAAUAUUUUAUGAAUGAUGAUUGCAGCCUGAGUUACAUUGCACUUUACGAUUCAUUGGUGCCUGGAAAACAGAAACUAAUCAUCAGGAUUUGUUCCAGCAACCAACUCUUUCCUUUGCAGACAUUCACUGUGACAUCAUCAGGGAAUGUGAUGUUGGCUAUAUUCUUUUCACAACCUCAAAAUAUGAAUCAAUUUGAAGCAACAGUACAAUAUAUCACAACAACAACCUGUGGUGGAACUAUAACAGCCUAUAAUGGAUCACUGGUCUCUCCAUUAUAUCCCAAUAACUACCCUCCAAAUAUCAACUGUGUCUGGACAAUUACAGUACCGAACCCAAAGCUGAGAUUGCGGAUCCAGUUUCCAACCCUGAGACUGGAAGGCUUACAGCCAAACUGUGAGAAAGACUGGAUUUCUAUUGAUGGUAAACGAUACUGCGGUGAAUACUCCAGGUCAUUGGUGGUACCUAGUACAUCUAAUGUUCUAAAAGUCCAAUUUCACUCAGACUUUUACACCAGUAAUCUUGGAUUUCGUGCUGAAUACAGCAGCUUUGAUCCUGAAGAAGAAUGCAAAGGAAUGCACAUAUGUGGAGAUGGAAAAUGUGAGCUCAUGAGCAACAAGUGUGAUGGUUGGUUUCAUUGCAAAGAUAAGAGUGAUGAGAUGAACUGUGUGUGCACAGCAGAGCAGUUUAGAUGCUUUAAUAAUAUGUGUAAGCCUUUGAUCUGGGUCUGUGAUGGAGUUGAUGACUGUGAAGAUAUGAGCGAUGAAAGCAACUGUGAUUGCCCAGCUGGGUUCUUCAGCUGCCAGAAGAAUAACUGCUUGUCCAUUAGUACCAUAUGUGAUGGAAAUAUUGACUGUCCUGAUCACAGUGAUGAGAAUGAUUGUGAAAAAACAGACAUCAAAUGCACUACCAACACUUACAAGUGUGCCAAUGAAAAAUGCAUUGCCAAACCCAAUGCAGAAUGUGAUGGUGUAACCGAUUGUUUAGACCAUAGUGAUGAAUCCAACUGUGACUGUGGAAACCGACCCUACCUUCAAAGUCGAAUCGUCAAUGGCAAUGAUGCGGAGCUUGGUGAGUGGCCCUGGCAAGUCAGCCUCCACUUUGAUACCUUAGGGCAUACUUGUGGUGCAACGCUGAUAAAUACUGGGUGGCUUCUAUCUGUCUCACAUUGUUUCCACGAUGUGUAUCCCUACAAGUACUCUGAUCGAUUAUUAUGGAAAGCAUUCAUUGGACUUCAUUCCCAAACUUUUUCGGAAAGCUUUGUAGAAACACGACUGAUUAAACGGAUGAUUAUUCAUGAGCAAUUCAAUAAUUUCACAAUGGAUUAUGAUAUCGCCUUGCUUGAACUUUCGGAACCUGUGGUGUACAAUAAUUACAUUCAACCAGUGUGUCUUCCAUCAGCAUUACAUGUGUUUCCUGCAAAUCGGAAAUGUUAUAUUACUGGUUGGGGCUUACUGCAAGAGGAAGGUCAUCUUCCUUUGGUUCUUCAAAAGGGUGAAGUAAGAAUUAUUAAUCAAACAACAUGCAAUAACUUUGUAGGAAACAUUGUGUCAUCACGAAUGCUUUGUGCAGGAUAUCUUACUGGACAAGUAGACGCUUGUGAAGGUGAUUCUGGAGGACCACUGGCUUGUGAGGAACCAUCAGGAAAGUGGUUUCUGGCAGGAAUUGUGAGCUGGGGACAAGGAUGUGGUCGAUAUGGGCACCCUGGAGUUUACACGAGAAUCACAAAGUUUCAAGACUGGAUUCAGAGAAACAUGGGAAUCAGCAGCAAUUGAGCAAAAUUAUUACAUGCUGAAAACAAGAUUUAAAUUUAAUCCAAGUGGUGGUUCCUGCUGUAAUGCUCAUGUUGCUACACCAGUGAAGUACCCAAAUGUUUAAUUAUAAUUCUACCUUCUGCAUUAGUUAUCUGGCUCGAAAGAGUUUGUAGAUAUCAUGAUUGGAUGAAAUCAAGUUAAACAUGGCCAUUAUUCCACCUUUUUAUUGCUCCAGUAAUACUCCACCAAAUGUCAUAGAGACAUUGUGAUACAGAAUGAGCACAUUUAGUGUACUGAGUCUAUUGGUUGUUCUUUUUAGAACAACUGACUAAUUCUUACUCUUGUUUUAUCUCUGUAGUCCUUAUAACUUAACAUCUGUCAUGUGAUUAUCCAGUUUCUUUUGAAAUCAUUUAUUUUAUAUCUUUGUUUACACCCCACCAUAGCCGUCAGUUCCUGGUCAUUAUCAUUUGCUGUGUAAAACAAAACAAUCUUCCUCGCUACAUCGUUCUACAUCUUUUGUCAAAGCCUUCAAUCUGUGUUCCCUAAACUUAGAACAAUCAGUUAAUAUGAAUUGUCUACCUUACCUAAACCUGCCAUAAUCCCCAUCAAAUCACCCCUCAAUCUCCUUUCUACCAGGAAAACAUUCCCAGCUUUUCAAACUUAACUUUGUGUUGACAUUCCCUCAUCCCUGGCAACCUUCUGGGAAAUCUUCUAUGCGUUCCCUUGAGGACCUUCAUAUCCUUCUUAAAGUGUGGAGAAAACAUUUCUUCCAAAAGACACCAUCUUAUUUCAUUCUGUAUUAAAUUCUAUUUGCUAGUUGUCACUUCCAUUCUGUAUAUCCUUUUGCAGUCAGUGGUCUCGGCCUCACUGUUUGCUCCAAGUUCAGUGUUAUCAACAAAUUUUGAAAUUUUACUCUGAAUUCUAAUGUCCAUAGUUAAUCAAAAAAGCUAACUUUUUAAAUAUCUAACCCAGUGAUAUUUAACUUUCGUGGCAUGACAAAUUUUCAUUCCUUGCUUCCAAUCUCCUCCGAAACCUCGAAUGACAUUCAUCACUGCACAUGUAUAAGAGAAAGGAAACCUGCUAUAUUAUGCAGCCUGUGUGCCUUGAUACUGAAAAGGUUGGGAAUCACUGAUCUAAGGUGACACUAUUCUGUGAGCCUCAAUUUCAUUUUGUCAAACGUUUUCCUAAAAAUCCAUGCAACCACAUCUAUUGCAUUCCCUUCAUUACCGUUCUUUGUUAUACCAUCGAAAAUUUAAUUGGAUUUGUCAUGUAUGACAUCCCUUUCGUAAAUCCAUGCUUGCUGUCCUUAAUCAGGUCAAAUCUCUCCAAGGGUGCCUGUUGUUCUUUACCCUGUUUAUUGUAUAUCUAAAUUUUUACCACCACUGAUAUUAAACUGGCCUGACCUGUAAUUAGUAGCAUUGACAUUGAAUCCUUUCUUGAAUAAUCUUCCGUUCCAUAAUAGAUUAGAGAUUUUAGCAUGCCUUUCUGCUAUCUCCUUCUCCACUACCUUUAGCAAAUAUUGUUGUAAGACAUCUAGACCAGGCAAGUUAACCACUCAAAACACAGCCAGCCUUUGCAGCUAUCCUCCCUAACAAUUUUCACCCUGUCCAUUACAUCUAUCAUCUCCACUUUUACUAAUUUUAUUAGCAUCUUCUUUGUUAAUAAGUAUCAAUACAAAACUAAAUGUUAUUCUCGUCCUACCUAUACCUCCAAGUUUAUAUCACUGUCUUUGUCCCUAAUAGGCACUAAAAAGGACCUUAUUAAUACAUGUUUUUAUUGAUAUGCUGACGGAAGACUUUGAGUUCCUUUUAUGUUAACUGCAGUUUUAUUCUCUCAUUCGCUGUUUGCCAGUCUUACUUUCCUCUUCACUCUCCCUCCCAACUUCUUGUAUUUGGCCUAAUUCCCACUUGAAGAAUUCACCCACAUGCAUCACGUUACUAUUUUUCUGGUCAGUCUUUGUUUCUUUCCUGCUCUGGUUAAAUACCCUCUCAUCCCAUUGAGGUCAGUCAUCCUCCUGUUUAGAUAUUCUACUUUAGAUUGUCCCAUUUCACUUUUCCAUUUCUGACCUAUCUUUUUUGAUACACUGAGCACACUUAUCCUAGAGCUUCCCUAUAGACACUUAGCCCACUUCAUUUUGUGGCACCAAAUACAGCAGUGCCUCCUUUCCAAUGGAACUUGGAACAUAACUGAUAAGGAAGUUCAUUUGAACAAAUUUCAGGAAUUCCUCUGUCUCUGAUCCUUUAUUCUAACAUUAUCCCAGUCAACACUGUAUAUGCAAAAGACCUCAAUAUCACUGCACUGUACUUGCAUGUCACUGAUAUCCGUAUUGAUCUAACAUUCUAUCUUUCUCACUAGUUGCAGGCCCAGUAGCCGCCUUGCUUCUCAAUUGUAACAAAAUGGAUUUUGUCUUUGCCCACUGAAAGCCAUCCUGUCUUUCAAAUGCCAGAAAUAUUUCCUAUUAAAUCUGCCAGCCCAGCUCCCGUUUUCCCUUCCCUAUGUUUAAUCCUUUUUUUUGGAAAUAUUAAGUAUACAGUUCUCCCAACAUUUAAGCCAGGUUUCCUUUAUUGUCACAACAUCCUAUUCCCAUAUGGCUAUUAUGUUUGUUCCUAAAUAGUCUUCUUCUUCACAUUUUGUGUGUUUGAAUACAUGCAUUGUAAAUCUCUUUCUGUUCUUCAUUGUCCUGCUUAGUCUAUUCCUAUCUUAUACAGUAAAAUUCAUUCUCCAAUGCAAUUAAACAAUCUCACUUGGUGCUUCUUAUUUCUCUGUCUCCUACUUCUCUUACUUCUGUAUGCUGUGUCCCUGCCAGUUUAGCUUAAACAUCCACCCCACCCCCACCACACUUCUGAACCUUUCCAUGAGUCCAGCUGAUGUGUACCCCAUUCCUUUUGCAAAUGAUGUCUCCUGCACAGAACUAAUGCAAUGAUCCAAAAGCCUGAAGCCUGAAGCCUUUUCUCCUACAGUAUGCUAUAGGCUUUGAGUUAGUCUAUCUUGUCUUGUCCUCCUAUUUUUACUUUGAUUGGCAUGUGGGAUUGGGAGUAAUCCAAAGGUUACUACCUUCCAAGUCCCACUUUUUAAUUUAUCCAGUGCCUGAAAAUCUGACUGUAAUACUUGCUAUCUGUCCUCCCUCUAUCAUUGGUACAAACAUGUUUCACAAAGUCUAGUUUACUCUCUUCCGUUUGCAUAAUAAACUGCAUAUUCUCUGAGAUGUCUUUUACCUUACCCCUGGGGAGGCAACACGCCAAGCAAGAUUCCAUGAUGGUUACAGAAAUACCUGUCUGUCUCCCCCUAACAAUGGAAUCUCUUAUAACGCUUGCAUUUCUGCACAAUUGAUGUUCCCUUCUGUGUUGUCUAUUGCCAGUUGGAUAUUGUGAUCUGUCUGCACUCCUUCAAAGUUUUGAUGUUCCCAGCACGCUCUGAUGCUGAGUACUGGUUUGAGAAUGGCACACACUCCUGAAAUUAUGACCCUUCUUAAUCUUCCAAAUGGUCAUUCAUCUUCUAUCGCAAUGUCUCACUGCCUGUGGCGUGACCACAUUCUAGAACAUACAAUCUAGCAACCUGUCUUACUUUUUGAAGUUUUGUCAUAGGAGUAAAGAAAGAAUCAAGCAAUUUUGAGAUUUAAAAAAUAAGUUUGUUGUGUAGUGUGGAUGUGAACUUUACAGCCACUCUUUAAAAGCUGCGCUAUAAUACAAACCUGGUUGAGAAAGUCAAUAACAGCUUCAGUAAUUAAGUUAUCAGUCUAACAGUAGUAUCUACUGUUUGGGUUUCAGGUAGACAGUAGCUAUUCUCUAAGUAUUUUACACUACAUCAAUGAAGCUUGAAAUUUUCUUUCCUGCAAGUAAAUCUUUUCUCCUUGGAGUUUAAAAUGUACAGUGCCAACAUCUUGCUUUAUUCAAAUUAGUCUAGAAAGUUACAAAACAUUUUUAGAUGAUACAAGUGGCCCUUUAGAAUUUUUUUUACUCUGAGUUUGAUCUCAUCUCAGAUGAACCAUGUGUGAUAUGAAAUGGAAACAUGCCAGAAUCUUAGAGGCUCUCUUGCAUUAUUUCAUUCUGGAAUCUGGUUAUUCCUCAAGUCAAAAGUUAGACCACACCAAAAAUAAUCCCAAAGCGGAAGAUUCCACAUGAAAGCAUUUUGAGGCAUUUUCUGCAAGUAAUUAGAUGGCAGAGUUCAGCUCAGCAUCCACUUUCCAAUUAAUUCAAUUUAUCUUCAAAUAAAGGAGGUGAAAAGGUUUAUGGUAUUUUCCUUUAACAGUAGUAAAAAUACUUAAUCUUAAUCUAUUGAUAUAAAGUACCUUCAGUUUGGAUAAUGUGUAUGGCCUCAGACAUCUAAUAACAUUUUAUCAUGAGAUUAAUUUGAUUUUAAUUGUAUCUGGUGUCACUUUAUCUUGAUGAACUUUGAAGUCAGCCAAGGGUCCUGUGGAGGUAGACAUGAUCAGAAUUUAAAAUCUAAGUCUCAACCCAUUGAUGUAAUUCCAUCUCUGACCUGCGUCAGCUUGUCAAACUCGUUCCUCCAAUUUUUAUUCCCAAUCAGCAUUUGCCUUCUACCAGGGUUGGAUUCCUGUUGAUAUCCAGACUCUGACAGCUGACCCUGACUCACAAUCUUAAGUGGGAGACAAAUAUGAAAUGUUUAAAAGACCUCAAAUUUAAAAUUGGAAAGGCCUUGCUGCAGGCUCUGCAUGAUUCAUCUAUCCCCUGUCACCCGAAGAUCCAUGCUGAAAUCAAUUCCAUUGUAUCAUUAUCAUAGCUGUUUGUUAUUCUCCUUACUGUUGAACUGAUUAGGUCCACUCAUUAUUUAAACUCUGUAGUAUCCUCUUCGAAUUGUAAACAGUCCUGGCAAACGCUGGAUUUUUGUCAGUUUUAAAUAUGAAAUAUAUUAAUGUAAGUAUUUGUGUGUGAUGACAUUCCACAAAAUUUACAUGCUGUGGGGGUGGGUACAGUUUAUUGCAAAACCUAUAUGCCAAAUCUGAUUUUAGUCAACAUGAUUGAUUUUUGAUUCUGGAGGCAAAUUAUGUAUUUGAAUGGCAAUGGCACAAUGUAGUAAUCCACAAAAUGAUUUGCCUUACCUUAUCAAGUUCUUAUCUAGGUUUGUUUUUAAUUAUAGAUAUAUUGAAGGGUAAUGAUCAUCCUUCUAGAUUUUAUUUAAAGUCAUAAUUAAGCAUCUAUGUAAUCGAAUUGUAACUUACAAGAAGUCACAUAGAAGUGAUGUUUUCUAUGAUUGUUUACAUCAGCAUAGGAAAAAUGGGUAUAGAUUUGUUAAAAAUUUAAUGAAGGAAACAUCCCUUUUAAAUGGAAAAUAAUAAUCAGGGCAAAAUGUUUAAUUAUUGUACAGUGACAGGAGGAACUAAAGUUUCUUUUUCAAAAAACUUCAAACAAUAAAUU